AUGCCUUCGGGACAGAAUGAUCCCAAGCUGUUGUACGCCGUGAAUGGCGUGUCAGCUUAUCAUAUUGCUAACGGCAAGGAGGAGUGCCUCACGCAAGCUGGGCCUCAGACCCUCUCGCUGCUGAUGGUCCCUACUUCCUCGCCCUUUGCUGACGCCUCUGCCCUGGGUCCCUCGUCCGCCCCAGCGGAAGAGGACUUCUACCUUCACCUGCACCUGCCGCCUGAGCUCGACCUGCCUCUGCCUGCAACCACCCAGAUCUACCACCAGCCGCCCAGGAGCUACCUUAUCCCCCGAUGGGACCUUGGGCCCGACAGCGGCGCUUUUACGAGAAUCGAAUUCCCCGAGCUGGGGAGCCGGCCAGGGGUCCAGGACGACAUUGAUACCUGGGAGACCUGCAUAGCUCAAUGCACGGCCUUCCUGGAGCGCUCGCCUCCCCCACUUCCCAAGGACUCCAAGUCAGGCCCGGUUCCCACAAAGGGCAGCUCUUCAAGGUCCAAGGCUGCCCUGGCCGCUGAGGAACAGCUUCCUGCCUAUCACCCGGGCGACUACAAGCCCGGGGAAGCGUACGCUAAGGGCAGCCACAGCUCCAACAACGGCGGCCAGAUAGUGCUGGUGGACGAGGAGGAUGGCAGCGUCAUCGGGGAGCUCGGCGAGGGCUUCGACAUGGUAGAGAGCAGCUCCCUUAAGCCGGGCUCGAAAGAUCCAGUACAGAUCACACUACCCGCGGAGGGUUCUAAUAAGAUCGCCAUCGCGCCCGCGAGACCCGAGGAUAUAGACCUGGUCAUGCACCCGGCGUACCAAAAGUCAACGUUGGUCUCGAAUGCUGCCGCCGCAUCGCGACUGAUCGUGACCACGUCCGACUAUGUUUCGAAAGCGCUGCAGGGCGGCGCAGACAGUUUCACCCAGAAGACCAAGCCGGUGGCGAAACCAGUGACAUUCAAACCGACCACCAAGGAGCACGUCCGCAGGGUUCACACUUUUACGAGCGGGGCGGCCGGCGUGUCGGCCAAGACGGUCGGCGCAAUCGGCCAUGUCGCACAGAACUUUGGUGCCACCCUCGGCCGGCAUGGUAAGAACAACGGCCAGCCGAAGGGGUUCGACAAGGACGGCAAACCUCUCGACACGUACAAACCUGGUAUCCUUAACAAGAGCAUGAUGGCCUUCUCAACAGUGGCGGAUGGCAUUGAACAGGCGGGCCGUACGCUUCUUGAGUCCAGCUCAAACGCCGCCACGACUGUCGUCGGCCAUCGAUGGGGUCCUGAGGCCGGGGAGUUGUCGAGGAGCCUAGGAGGAGGCGUGAAGAAUGUGGGCCUGGUUUACAUCGAUGUGACAGGUGUUUCCCGGCGGGCGGUCCUUAAGUCGGUGGCCAAGGGAAUGGUGGUCGGCCGGGUUAAGGGCGGCGGGGAGGUCGUGGUUGGUGGCGGUGAUGGUGGUGAGGCAGUCGUGAGCGGUGCUUUGCCUCCUGGACCGCAGCAACAAUAUCUUGAGGGUCAAGGCGCGGGCACCUCGUCGGAAACCAGCUCGAUAAGUGGCGUGGACGGCAAGAAGCCGGCGAUGAAACGUUGA
Diaporthe batatas is the source of this 1566-nucleotide messenger RNA. RefSeq lists its product as uncharacterized. The coding region runs from base 1 to 1566 and encodes 521 amino acids. The record is from RefSeq and is a predicted model, not a curated record. Lineage: Eukaryota; Fungi; Ascomycota; Sordariomycetes; Diaporthales; Diaporthaceae. The transcript is spliced from 3 exons. Gene Ontology annotation, biological process: cell division. Gene Ontology annotation, cellular component: plasma membrane.